Messenger RNA from Tribolium castaneum (red flour beetle), 455 nucleotides. Its product is annotated as transmembrane protein 258. The transcript has 2 exons. Gene Ontology annotation, cellular component: membrane-bounded organelle. NCBI's taxonomy places the organism in Eukaryota, Metazoa, Arthropoda, Insecta, Coleoptera, Tenebrionidae. The record is from RefSeq and is a predicted model, not a curated record. Bases 158 to 400 code for a protein of 80 amino acids. Gene Ontology annotation, biological process: protein N-linked glycosylation.
AACACGUCUGGUCCGAUUUUGGAAAUCAAAUUCAAAAGAUGCGCGCUUGACACUGUCAUUUUCAUUCUUAUAACCUCUAAAAAAACAUACGUCAAAAAGUUGUCAACUUUUACCGGUGCUUUUGGCAGGUUUGUGAAAUUCGGGCCGCUUGCACACAAUGGUCGAGGCGGUCACAAUGAUGCGCUACGUGUCCCCAGUGAACCCGGCUGUCUUUCCGUCCCUAACUUUGGUUCUUUUGGGGAUUGGGGUUUUCUUCACGGCUUGGUUUUUUGUCUAUGAAGUGACAAGCACGAAACAAACCCGAGAUUUGAAAAAGGAAUUAUUAGUGUCACUUGUCGCAUCAAUAUUUUCCGGGUUUGGAAUCCUCUUUCUGUUACUAUCAGUUGGCAUUUACGUUUGAUAAUAAUUAUUGUUACGAAAUGUUGUAUUUUGAUUCAAUAAAAUUUAGGAUAAUU